CAACUAGAUAAUUCCCCUUUGAGUUGAAUGAGUGGAGAAUGGAUACGGACUGAAAUCUGGAUUACAAAGCGAACAAAUUGAGUGUGAGCAACCCAUUGGGCAUCACUGAGCGAGCAUCACAACGAAGAUGCAAGAAUGACUCAAUCUCAUCUAAAUGAGUUCAUUCCUCCCCCGGAGUGUCCUGUUUUUGAGCCGAGUUGGGAGGAAUUUGCUGAUCCUUUUGCCUACAUCAACAAAAUACGACCCAUUGCAGAGAAAACUGGCAUCUGUAAAGUCCGACCGCCACCGGAAUGGCAGCCACCAUUUGCCUGUGAUGUUGAAAGAUUGAAAUUCACACCACGAAUUCAAAGGCUCAAUGAGUUAGAGGCUCAGACGAGAGUGAAACUGAACUUUCUGGAUCAAAUAGCAAAGUUUUGGGAGCUUCAAGGAUGCACUCUGAAAAUUCCUCACUUGGAAAGAAAGAGUUUAGAUCUCUACCAGCUCAACAAGCUGGUGAAUGACGAGGGAGGUUUCGAUGCCGUCUGCAGAGAGCGGCGCUGGACUAAAAUCUCCGUCAAGAUGGGCUUUGCUCCAGGCAGGGCGGUGGGCUCUCAUCUGCGGGCGCACUAUGAGCGAAUCCUCUACCCCUAUAACCUCUUCCAGACCGGAGACAAUCAGCCUAGAGCCACUUUGACCAACGACACUAAGGAUAAGGUGUACACCCCACAUGACCUGCCGCAGCGUCAGUCUGUGCAGCCUCAGGAGAUAUGCAGCAUCGCUCGCCGUGCAAAACGGAUGAGAGCUGAACGAGGCUACUUUAAAAGCGAAGCCGGGGAGGUGCGCAAAAAUCGUCCAAAUCUCAGGAGGAGAAUGGGAACGUAUGUUGCCAAGCCAGAGCCUGUGAGCAUGUCGGUGAAAGAGGAGACUGGGGAAUAUUCGAUUACAGAAAGUUGUGAAGAAUAUGUUUUAAAUAACAAUAAAAAUGGUACAACGAGUAAAGUGGAGCAAUACAUGUGCCUCGUGUGUCACAAUGGAAACGAGGAGGACCGCCUGUUAUUGUGUGAUGGCUGUGAUGACAGCUAUCACAUUUUCUGUCUCAUCCCCCCGCUACAUGAAGUUCCCAAAGGAGACUGGAGAUGCCCCAAGUGCCUAGCGCAGGAAUGCGGCAAACCUCAGGUCGCUUUUGGCUUCGAGCAGGCCAGCAGGAGCUACACCUUGCAAACCUUUGGAGACAUGGCUGAUUCCUUUAAGUCGGAUUAUUUCAACAUGCCAGUUCACAUGGUUCCGACUGAGUUGGUGGAGAAGGAGUUUUGGCGUCUAGUCAGCACCAUUGAAGAGGACGUGACUGUAGAAUAUGGAGCAGACAUUGCCUCCAAGGAGUUUGGGAGUGGUUUCCCUGUGAAGAACGGCCAUUUUGAAGUGUCUCCUGAGGACGAGCAUUACCUAACAAGUGGCUGGAAUCUUAACAACAUGCCUGUGCUGGAUGCCUCAGUGCUGACUCACAUUACAGCCGACAUCUGCGGAAUGAAGUUACCCUGGCUGUAUGUGGGCAUGUGCUUCUCCUCCUUCUGCUGGCAUAUUGAGGACCACUGGAGCUACUCCAUCAACUACCUUCACUGGGGUGAGCCAAAGACCUGGUAUGGGGCACCAUCUUAUGCUGCAGAGCACUUGGAGGGGGUCAUGAAAAAACUAGCUCCUGAACUAUUUGAGUCUCAGGCAGACCUCCUUCAUCAACUCGUUACCAUCAUGAAUCCCAACACGCUGAUGAACAACGGCGUCCCGAUCUAUCGCACAAACCAAUGUGCAGGAGAGUUUGUCAUCACCUUCCCCAGAGCGUACCACAGUGGGUUUAACCAAGGUUUCAACUUUGCUGAAGCGGUCAACUUCUGCACCAUGGAUUGGAUGCCUGUUGGCCGAGGCUGUGUGAAACACUACCGCCAGUUGAACCGCUAUUGCGUCUUCUCCCACGACGAGAUGGUCUGCAACAUGGCCUUCAAGGCAGAUACAUUAGAUGUGGAAUUGGCUUCCGCCGUGCAGAAGGAGAUGGAUGCCAUGGUCCAAGAAGAAGAGGAACUUCGAGAGAAGAUUAACAAAAUGGGUGUGGUGCAAACACGGCAAGUAGAUUAUGAGCUGCUCCCUGAUGAGGAGCGUCAAUGCUGCAAGUGUUGGACCACUUGCUAUUUGUCUGGCAUUACUUGUGCCUGCAGACCCGGCAAGGUGGUCUGCCUGUACCACGUCCAGGACCUGUGCUCCUGUCCACUUGACAACCUAAUACUCGAUUACAAAUUUACACUGGAUGAAUUAUACCCCAUGAUGGCAGCGGUGAAGCUGCGUGCAGAGUCCUAUAAGGAGUGGCUGUGUGCUGUGCAGGGCAUUCUGGAGAAGAAAGAAAACCACAAAAGAGGUCUGGAAGAGCUUCACAACCUGGUCGAGCAGGCCGAGACAAAAGGCUUCCCACAAACCACCCUCUUGGACCAGCUGCGCGCUGUUGCUGUCGAAGCUAAUAAAGUCGCUGUGGUGGCCCAACAACUUCUCAAUGGGAAGAGGCAGACGAGGUAUCGUGCUUGCGGAGGGAAGUCUCAAAGCCAGAAUGAGUUGACCGUGGAGGAGCUGCGAUCCUUUGUCCAACAGUUGGACAGCCUGCCAUGUAACAUCAGACAAGGACCUUUACUGAAGGACCUGCUGACAAGGGUUGACGAAUUCCAACAGCGCAGCGAAAGGCUCCUCUCUGAUGAUUGUCCCAACUCGGUCGAGCUUCAGGAACUGCUUGAUCUGAGCCUGGGCCUUGAUGUCGAGCUGCCCCAGCUGCCUCUGCUCAGGGAGAGACUAGAGCAGGCCCGUUGGCUGGAGAGCGUGAAGCAAGCCAACAGCAGGCCUGACGACCUCUGCCUGGACACCAUGAGGAGGCUGAUCGACCAAGGGGUGGGUUUAGCCCCUCACAGCUCUGUGGAAAGAGCCAUGGCUCGUCUGCAAGAGCUCCUGACGGUGUCUGAGCAAUUGGAGGAGCGAAUGCUCGGCCUCAUGAAAGCCAGUCCGUAUCACAGUAUAGAAACACUUGAUGCUGCUUCAAAAGAAAUGGAAACUAUUCCCGCGUAUCUGCCAAACUGCCUGCAACUGAAGGAUGCUGUGGCCAAGGCCAAGAAAUGGCUUCAUGAAGCUGAAGCCCUCCAGCUCGGGGGACGUAUUCCCGUGCUAGAAAACCUCUCUGAGCUGGUUCUCAGAGCAGAGGGUAUCCCAGUGAGACUCGACCCUCUCAGUCGAUUGGAAGCUCUGGUCAGUGACGUGCAAGCCUGGAAGGAAAGCGCAACAAAAACGUUCCUGCUCAAAAAUUCACCCUUUUCUCUUUUGGAGGUACUGUGCCCGAGAUGUGACAUAGGAGCUGGGCUUCAUGGAUCAAGACAUAGAAAAACAAAAGAGGGAACACAUAUCAGUAAGAGAUCCCCCGUAAAGCUGGACUCGCUCUACGAUGUGGAAAAAGCACUUUCGGAAAGCAAAAACUCCGCCUCUGCUAUGGCCACCCUUGAUGACGUCCGCGACAAAGAAAUGGAGACCUUGUUGGCUCUGAGGGCUUCAAACGAAUCCAAGCUCCUUUCUGCUGAGAACUGUGGUGCACUUAGUGUUUGUGUUUGCCAUAAGGCGCCGUCAGGGGCCAUGGUGCAAUGUGAGCUCUGUCGGGAGCUUUUCCACAGCGGGUGCGUUGUAGCAAGCGCGGACCUCAAAUACGGCCAAGUCUGGCUUUGCCCCUUUUGCCAGCGUUCAAGGAAGCCACCCCUGGACAAGGUCUUGCCCCUGCUGGCGUCACUGCAGAGGAUCCGGGUCCGACUGCCCGAGGGAGACGCGUUGCGCUUCCUCAUCGAGCGGACGGUGCAAUGGCAGCACAGAGUUCAGCAGGCCUGUACGGAUGGGCUGCUAGAGGAAGUGUCAAAGGCAAAGUACAGAUCAAGAGUAUCGCCAAAGAAUGGCGUUUUUUACACGGAACACCAGUGUGUUCCUGUCCAGGGACCUGGCCCAGAGCUGGAGGAGCUGAUGGUGGAGGGGUUCCUACUGCAAGUCACACUUCCAGAGACCGAGCAGCUGUACACAUACCUUCUGUACAAACUGGCUCCUAUGCCCACUCACAAACCCAACUGUAGAAAAAGUGCAGAAGAUGACGAGCUGCAGAGAACAAAACACCACAAAAAGAGUGGAGGCUCGAAUCACAAUAAAGAGGCACUGAGCAUUCAGAGCAAAAGGACCAAGCGACGCAAGGAAAGCUCUGAUUCUCAGCACUCUGGGAAGGCCAAGAGGUGUUGCAAAAAGAAGUCUAAGAGGAGACAUGACCGGAGUGAAGAAAGGAGGAGGAGUUGCUCCCCCAUGCACAGAGCGUCAGAACCCUCCGCAUCUGCGUCCGAUUCGGAUGAGGACUACUCGUUGUGCGCCGCGCCGUGGUGCAGGGAGCCGGAAGGAGAUGAGUUAAACUGGGUCCAAUGUGAUGGCAGCUGCAAUCAGUGGUUCCACCAAGUCUGCGUGGGACUGUCUGCGGAGCGUGCAGAGAUGGAAGACUAUAUUUGCAUAAGCUGCACACAGCCAGACUUUGACAGAGGGGACUAAAGACCAAAAAGUGACUUUUUGAAGGAUCCGCAGUUGAUUUACAGCACGCAGCACUCGAAGUGCACAGCCGAACUCUGCACCCUUUCCCUUGUGGCUUGCCCUUAGUGAACACGGUGCUAAUCACUCGUCUCCUGCGUUACAACAGACUCGUGUCACUGUUUUUGCCAUGUGGCUGCUUCUUCAGCCAAUCCACUCCAAAACGUUCCAGGAUGAACAGCGCAGGGACUUUUUUUUUAUCCAAAAGUCAAUUGAAGUCACGUCUGUUUUUUUUUCCCCAGCAUGCAUCUAAACAACGUGAAAUUUCACCUGGAGAGGAAAUACUAUUCAUCAAAGCAAUAACCGAACUCAUUAAUUCCAGUUCAGUUUCAACUCAGCUCAGAAAUCCCAAUAGAAUGAAUGCCUUCUUGAAUUGAAACCCUGCUAAGACUUCACCUCUUGAAUCUGAUGUUACAAAACAGGUCAGGUGAAAAGUUGUGAACACAAAAGUUAGGAAAGCUCCCAGAGAUGCGAUUUGUUUGGGGGGGUUGAUUAUUCACCGUUGUCCCUUUACAAGUUCUCAGAUAUGAUUUAAAGUUAGUCACAUUUUUUUGGGGAUGGGGUGAUGUACUAGGGAGAAUUUUUUUUGUUCUGUUUUUUUUUUUUUUUUUUUUUGUCAACGUUCCAUGAGAAUUGAUGUUCACAAAGUGAGAAUGAACUGUCCGACAUCCAAGGAAUGUACAUUUUCUUUUUAGGGUGCAGCUUUCCUGUAAGAUUUAGGUUGAACAUAUUGUGUUGGAUUUAGAUUUAACACAGAUUGUGUGAUUUAUUCGCCACGGGUAUGACCUUUUUCUGCUCCUUUGGCUAAAUAAUAUAAUUCAUAUGUUGCAGUUUGCAAUUUUAAAUAAUUUAAAAAGUUUUUUUUUUCCCAAAUGGCUGGACUUGUUGAACUUCUCAUCUAUAUCCUACUUAGUUUCCUAUAAAUGGUUCUAUGAAAUAAAAAUUCUGUGAUUACAGUACUACUUUAAA
Hippocampus comes (tiger tail seahorse) is the source of this 5574-nucleotide messenger RNA. It is a transcript of the gene kdm5ba, whose product is annotated as lysine demethylase 5Ba. Gene Ontology annotation, biological process: chromatin remodeling; regulation of DNA-templated transcription. Gene Ontology annotation, molecular function: histone H3K4me/H3K4me2/H3K4me3 demethylase activity; DNA binding. The transcript has 27 exons. Bases 136 to 4569 code for a protein of 1477 amino acids. The record is from RefSeq and is a predicted model, not a curated record. Lineage: Eukaryota; Metazoa; Chordata; Actinopteri; Syngnathiformes; Syngnathidae. Gene Ontology annotation, cellular component: nucleus; chromatin.